GGUUCCAUACAGGUGUGUGCACUCGCUCUCCGCGGCUCUUUGGUGAUGUGGGAAACUGCUGGGUGUUGUCUUUGCCGUGGAACCUACUUUGUCUAGUGGCAGGCUUUCUCCCGGGUUGGUGCCAAGAUGUUGUGAGAAUCGUUUGAAGGUUGAUGACCGCCUCUCAAGUUCCUUACAUAAUUAUUGGAUAUUUUCUCAUGGAUUGUCUUCAAGAGCUUGAUGAUAAAUCUUGAGAGUGAACAGUGAUGAGUCAUUUGGAGUCAAGCAGGUAGAGCUCUUUAGGAAGUUAUAAAACCUCAUUUAAGAGCCUUAUAUACUGGGUUACCAGAAGCUCCCACGAGUGGUAGGAAGGCUUUAUCGAUUUACAAAGCUCUACAGAUGAUCGGAUAAAAGUCAGUGAUGAAUUUAAGGCUCCCGAAAUAACAGCGCAUUAUGAUUACAAAAUGCUCAAGUGAUUAAGUAUACUCGAGUGAAUUCGCAGCUAUGCUCCCCUUCACUGCUACCUGCUGGCGACCACUGGUAACUCCAUAAGAUACAACGGUGAUCUGCUCUAUAAGGGCGCCUCCGAGUCUGAAGGUUGGUGAACACUGGGGACCUCAAGUGCUGUUGUGGGUGAAGUUGUUGGUGUUUUGUGUCAUUAAGUUUAGUAAAAGAUUGUAUUUAAUAUCAAGCUGAAAGUAACAGAAGUGGCGUAUUGAAUGAAGAUCUUUCGAAUCCAAAAUCGUGAUGGAAUAACAUUGGCCUUGUAACUUGACCAUCAACCAACAUACAAUCAUCUAUAUCUACCUCACACACACACUGACACACAGAAGGAGACGAUUACUGCCAACAUCAAGUUUCCAGGACUAAAGAAAAAAGAGAGGAAAGAUAAAAAAUCGUCUCAUGUUUUCUACUUCUCGUAAAUUUAGGUUAAAUAAAAGUGAAACACUGAUCAUAUAAAUAACGGCAGAAAUCAGAGUCUGAACGGGUUUUCGAGCCCAUCCCACACCACUCUCUCACUCAAUAAACACAGAUUUAACAAGUUCAUAAUAACAGGGAUGGAAUAACGCAAAAAGUUACUUGUUUACAUUAGUUGACGUUUGAAAAAAAGAAUAUUGAAAAUAUGUGAUAAGAUAACUCUAAUUAAGCUGAAGUGUGGAGGCGUUCUGGCAGGAAAAAAAUGACAGCCCUCACAUUACUACUGUAUAUUGCAGUAAAGAGUAUAAAGAUCGAGGAAACAAGUGAGGAACUUAUGUUAUAUCGCAUCAAUGAGUGUACUUGUUGACAGUGUUCCACGACCUCUGUCACUUAAGAUGGCGGAGGACGUGACAUUCCACCUGAGUCUGGUUCCCCUCAGCAUCGACACCCAGUACUUUUCCCCCUCACACAUCAUCGACUGGAUGACUAAAUUCCAGUGGUGGGAGUGGCUCAUCAUCCUCAAGGUGGGCUUCAUCUUCUGGGUGCUCAACAUCACCAUCAUUCUCCCGUCUAUAUACAUGCAGGUGAUGUUGUACACGGAUGAGAUGACGUCACGACAAACACUGGAGCCGACCGCCAUGCUGGAGGAGCUGAGGCACAUAGUGACGUGGGCCCUCACCAAGUACUCCCUCCUGCAGAAGACGAUGGCUCACGGACCGGCACCGGUCCGCGGACCACACUUUGAGUAG
Homarus americanus (American lobster) is the source of this 1646-nucleotide messenger RNA. RefSeq lists its product as uncharacterized. Bases 1248 to 1646 code for a protein of 132 amino acids. The record is from RefSeq and is a predicted model, not a curated record. The transcript has 4 exons. Lineage: Eukaryota; Metazoa; Arthropoda; Malacostraca; Decapoda; Nephropidae.